AUGGUGUGGCAGGCACAGCGGGGUGCUGCGGUGGAAGCAUCGUUGUGGCGCCGUCGAGCCCGCGAUGGUCGGUCGGCCCCGGGCGGCGGCGUGCAGGGCGGCGGUGGCGGGGAUGGACCGGCGGAGCGAGGCGGCGACGUGGUGGUAGGACGGGCCCAUGGUGACGAGACGGCUAUGGAGGUGCCAUUGGGGUGGUGGCUAACCUCACUCAAGUCUGUCGACUUUGUGAUCUCAGAUGCCGAUUUGGUGUGCGGCUCGCAGGCGCUGUCAAAUGCCAAGCACCUCACGCCAUGCCCGGACCCGUCAAGCUGCACCACAUCCUCCCCGAGUCGGCCCUCGCUGCCCCCGGUAUUCCACCGCCAUAUCGACGCAUCUGAACUCACGGUUGGCAUCUACUUGCAAUCAGAGACACUCUGGUUUCUUCCGCCGUUCACCAGCGAUCUGUUAGACCCGACUGGACCCCAGCUACCGUCGCAAUUCACGUUUGCAUCAGACGGUACUGCUCUACCCCCUUGGAGACCAGGCCGAGGUCAGGGCGUUUUCAAAGGCGACCUCUAUCCCGUUGUUGUUCUCAGGUCUCAUACCCUGCUCGAGGCGUUUCUACGGUUGUAUGCGCGUGACACUGGAAAAGAAGUUGGCAGUUUCGGGAUGGCUAUGAUUGCAUACGUGGAGCUAUACGUUGACAGCGAUGGGUUUCUGGAGAGUGACAAGCUUCCGGAACCGCUUCGGAGCUUUUAUGCAGAGAUUCGCAGUGACAGUAUGGCCAAAUCCGUGCGUCAAUGGACCCAGGAGCUGAAGGAGGCUUUGGGAUGUGCCUAG
This is a messenger RNA of Gaeumannomyces tritici R3-111a-1, 819 nucleotides long. RefSeq lists its product as hypothetical. The transcript has 2 exons. The record is from RefSeq and is a predicted model, not a curated record. Lineage: Eukaryota; Fungi; Ascomycota; Sordariomycetes; Magnaporthales; Magnaporthaceae. Bases 1 to 819 code for a protein of 272 amino acids.